UGCCCCCCUGGAGCUGGGCCGCUGCCCCGUCUCCUGCCCCGCCACCCGGGCGCCGCCGGAGCUGCUGCUGCUCCUGAAGCCGCCGGGUGGCGGCGGCGGCGGCGGUUCUGGCGCCUGUUUUCCCGCCCUUCCUCUUCUCCCCCUCAGAGCGCGCUUGACCGCCCAGUGGCCGCUGCCGCCUCCGGGACUCCGCGCUUGGGAGUCGGAGGGUGGGGGAGAAGCUGCUGCUGCUGCAGCUGAGGCGCCGCCAUCCCCACCACGCCUGGCCGCUCUUCUUCUUCUUCUCCUCCUCCUCGGCAUCUUUCCUUCGCCUCACGCCGCCACCCCUCCCCACCCCCGCCAUUUUCAGCCGGGUAGCGGAGAGGACUUUGCAGAAACCAACUUUUGCCGGCCUGCUCUUGCCAACUCCGCCUGACUUUUUCUUUCUUUCUCUCCCUCCCGCCCCCCCCCCGCCUCUUCCUCCCUCCGUGCUGCGGGAAGUUGUCGAUGAGCGCCCCGCCGGUCAUCCGGCCGCCCAGCCCCUCGCAGCCGGGCAGCGGCGGCGGCAUCUCCUUCCACCUCCAGAUCGGCCUCAGCCGGGAGCCGGUGCUCUUGCUGCAAGACUCCUCGGGGGAGUUCAGUCUGGCCCAUGUCCGGGAAAUGGCUUGCUCCAUCGUCGACCAAAAGUUUCCUGAAUGUGGCUUCUAUGGAAUGUAUGAUAAAAUUCUGCUUUUUCGCCAUGACACUACGACUGAAAAUAUUCUCCAGCUGGUGAAGUCAGCUACUGAUAUCCAAGAAGGUGACCUUGUUGAAGUUGUCUUAUCGGCUUCUGCAACAUUUGAAGACUUUCAGAUUCGACCCCAUGCUCUGUUUGUUCAUUCGUACAGAGCACCAGCCUUUUGUGAUCACUGCGGAGAAAUGCUGUGGGGUCUUGUACGGCAGGGACUCAAAUGCGAGGGAUGUGGCCUAAACUAUCACAAGAGAUGUGCAUUUAAGAUCCCUAACAACUGCAGUUGUGUCCGGAAGAGACGGCUUUCAAAUGUUUCCUUGACAGGACUUAGUACUAUCAGGACAGUGUCUGCAGAACUUUCACCUACUACUCCAGAUGAAACUCUCCUGAUUCCUACAAGCCCUAGCUUUGAGCAAAAAUCACCUCCGGAGUCGUUUGGGAGAGAGAAGAGAUCCAAUUCACAGUCAUACAUUGGGCGACCUAUUCAACUUGACAAGAUUUUGCUUUCCAAGGUUAAAGUGCCUCAUACGUUUGUGAUCCAUUCAUAUACACGGCCAACGGUCUGUCAGUAUUGUAAGAAGCUACUCAAGGGACUUUUUAGACAGGGCUUACAAUGCAAAGAUUGCAGGUUCAAUUGUCACAAACGCUGUGCACCCAGAGUGCCAAAUAAUUGCCUUGGGGAAGUGGCCAUUAAUGGAGAUUUGCUUAGCCCGGGUGCUGAGUCUGAUGUUGUCAUGGAAGAGGGAAGUGAUGACAACGACAGUGAAAGAAACAGUGGACUCUUGGAUGAAAUGGAGGAAUCUGUGGGUCAUGAUGCUGAGAUGGCAAUCAUGAACCAGAAUGACAAUGGAGAAAUGCAGGAUGACCAGGAUGAGAGUAAUAGGAUGAUCAGCCCUUCGACAAGCAACAAUAUUCCAUUAAUGAGAGUAGUGCAAUCUAUUAAACAUACAAAAAGGAGAAGCAGCACAGUGAUGAAAGAGGGGUGGAUGGUUCACUACACAAGCAAAGACACUCUGAGGAAACGUCACUACUGGAGAUUAGACAGCAAAUGUAUUACACUGUUUCAAAAUGACACUGAAAGCAAAUACUACAAGGAAAUUCCAUUGUCUGAGAUUUUAUCUCUGGAACCUGCAAAAAACUUCAAUUUAAUGCCACAGGAAGCUAUUCCCCAUUGCUUUGAAAUAACCACGGCAAAUGUAGUCUACUACGUCGGGGAAAAUGUAGAAAACCUGCCAAGCCCUCCAGCUAAUAACAAUGUUCUCACAAGUGGUUGUGGCCUAGAUGUUGCAAGGAUGUGGGAGAUGGCAAUCCAGCAUGCCCUCAUGCCUGUUAUCUCCAAAGGGGCACCCACUGGUUCAGGACCAAGUCUGCACCGAAAUAUAUCCAUCAGUAUCUCGGUGUCAAAUUGCCAGGUCCAAGAAAAUGUGGAUAUCAGUACAGUAUACCAAAUCUUUCCAGAUGAGGUGCUGGGGUCAGGACAGUUUGGAAUUGUUUAUGGAGGAAAACAUCGCAAAACAGGAAGAGAUGUAGCAAUUAAAAUCAUUGACAAACUGAGAUUUCCAACUAAGCAAGAAAGCCAACUUCGUAAUGAGGUUGCAAUUUUACAGAAUCUGCAUCACCUGGGGGUUGUAAAUUUGGAAUGCAUGUUCGAGACACCAGAAAGAGUGUUUGUUGUUAUGGAGAAGCUCCAUGGAGACAUGCUGGAGAUGAUCUUGUCAAGUGAAAAAGGGAGGUUGCCAGAGCGAAUCACAAAGUUUUUAAUUACGCAGAUCCUGGUUGCUUUGAGACAUCUUCAUUUUAAAAACAUUGUUCAUUGUGAUCUCAAACCUGAAAAUGUAUUGCUGGCAUCUGCUGAUCCUUUCCCACAGGUGAAACUUUGCGACUUUGGUUUUGCACGGAUCAUUGGAGAGAAAUCAUUCAGACGUUCAGUUGUGGGUACGCCAGCCUAUCUUGCUCCUGAAGUCCUGAGAAACAAAGGGUACAAUAGAUCAUUAGAUAUGUGGUCUGUGGGGGUUAUUAUCUAUGUCAGCCUUAGUGGCACCUUUCCAUUCAAUGAAGAUGAGGACAUUCAUGAUCAAAUCCAGAAUGCUGCUUUUAUGUACCCACCGAACCCCUGGAAGGAAAUCUCACAUGAAGCUAUUGAUCUCAUAAAUAAUUUGCUGCAAGUGAAAAUGAGAAAGCGGUAUAGUGUGGACAAGACGUUAAGCCACCCAUGGCUACAGGAUUACCAAACCUGGCUAGACUUGCGUGAGCUCGAAUCUAAAAUAGGCGAGCGUUAUAUCACCCAUGAGAGUGAUGAUUCACGGUGGGAACAGUAUGCCGGAGAAAAUGGCUUGCAGUAUCCAACACACCUUAUCAGCCCAAGUGCUAACCACAAUGAAAACCCUGAGCCAGAGGAAGCAGAGAUGAAAGCCCUCAGUGAGCGUGUCAGCAUCCUUUAGAUUGCAGCCCUUGUAAUCUGUCAAAACACUGUGGAACUAAUAAAUACAUACGGUCAUGUUUAACAUUUGCUUAGCAGAACUGCCAUUAUUUUCUGUCAGAUGGGAACAAAGCUGUUACUCUGUUACCACCAUUGAUGUAUGGGAGUUGCCAAGACAAAUCAACAGAAGCAUCCACACACACACCCCAUUUUGUGUAAGCAACUGUGUUAUAUUAACAAAAAAGUUCCCAGAAACACUCAACCUGUUGUUGUGGAUGAUUCCUGUUGUACUCGGAGCAUUCAAACCUGUUUCCACUGUGCCUUCUCAGACAAGUGUUUCCUCUUACUCAUAACUUUGUUGGGUACCAUGAAGCAUUUCCAGGUGGAUCUGUGGUUUUGUGUGGAUCAUGAAAUUAGUAUUGUACUUGUUUGCAAACUCUUGAAGAGUAGAUUACUACUGCUGUUCUGUGAACAACUUUUAACGUUUUUGAUGGGGUUGGGGAAUAUCUGUUUCUGAUUUGUUUUGUUUUUUUGCUGUGGAACAAUAUAUUGAGAUACUGAUGCAAGGAAGCAAUUUUUAAAUAUAUAUAUAUAUAUGUAAAAGCAGCACACAGCAUUGUAAAUUUGCAGGUGAGAUGCCCUAGCAUUUCAGACAUUUAUAUGGAUGCCCCCAACCAGUCAUGGUGCAACCUUUCUUUAAGCCUAAAUGCCUUAGUAAUGUAAAUUGCAGCCCCUGCUUGUUCUUAUAACAUGCUGCUGUAACAUAUACAUUUAGAAGCUGAACAAUAUGUUGCCUUUGUGUAUGUUUUGAAUAAAAUUCUGCUGAAAAAUACUUUUUUAAAAAAUAAAUAAAUAUUAAAUUACUUUACCAGUCCAAAGACUUGUCAAGCUUGAGGUUCUGUCAAAUAAGAAUAAUUAAUCCUUUUCAAAGCAUUACGUUAUUGUGACUGUAAAGGUGUUUCACUCCGCAAAAAUAGUUAUCAUUUAUUUCCUUAAUUUUAUAUUCUACCUUUCUUCCAAGGAGCUCAAGCAGCAUAUUUAUUUAUUUUAUUUCACAAAAUUUAUGUGACACAUGAUUGUAAUGAAACCUCUAAACGGUUUCCAAAGCCAACACAUUAUGGAUAAAAAACCCCAGUUAGAAUUAAAAUCGUUCGAAAGAUAAUUAAAAUCAACAGUAAGCAGAAGAGAUUAUAAUACAUAUCCGAGUAGGCUUGCAGAAACAAAAAUGUUUUAAGCAGGUGCCAAAAAGGGCAAUGCAGGAAUCUCAACACGUGGUCCGCACUGCAAGUGUGCUAGCAGUUUUAUUGUGGCGCCACAUGCCAUUGUUGAAUCCAUUGAAAUGUUUACUAUAUAGUUCUGAAACUUCCGUGGGAUGAAGAAAAAAAGUACAAUAAGAGGAGACCUGCUGGAUCAGACCAAAAGCCUCCAAAGUCCAACAUUCUGUUCCAACCAGAUGCUUAGGGGAGGCCCACAGUCACAACAUGAGGAUAGCCACCCUCUAUUUAUAGCCAUUUAAAGACAUAGCUACUCUCAUCCUAAGGUAGUGUACAUACAGAAAUUGAGGUCUGGGUUUACCUGGCACUUCAUGCUUAUCCUAUAAUGUUGUGCACAGGUAUGGUGAGGGCUGUCUCUUUCCUUACCCCACCAGCAGGUGAUAGUGAUGGUGACUGAAAUAUGAAAAGCAGCCAGAGAAUCCAUGCAGAGAUUUAAUAGGGAAGGUGAGAAAGGUAAUAUGAACACAGUUGCUGUGAACAUACAGGUGAUUAGGAGAAGGAUUGGAUGGAAAACUAGCAAGGGGGAAGUUGCUGGAGUCUAAAUGACAGGUGUGCCUUAUGCAUCAAAAGUUUUAAAAGGGUAGAUAUAGUUAUGAGUGGCUCGGCAUGACAACCAG
Messenger RNA from Zootoca vivipara (common lizard), 5019 nucleotides. RefSeq names its product protein kinase D1 (gene PRKD1). Gene Ontology annotation, biological process: phospholipase C-activating G protein-coupled receptor signaling pathway; intracellular signal transduction; protein phosphorylation. NCBI's taxonomy places the organism in Eukaryota, Metazoa, Chordata, Lepidosauria, Squamata, Lacertidae. Gene Ontology annotation, cellular component: cytosol. The record is from RefSeq and is a predicted model, not a curated record. Gene Ontology annotation, molecular function: ATP binding; protein serine/threonine kinase activity.